This is a messenger RNA of Ambispora gerdemannii, 589 nucleotides long. Lineage: Eukaryota; Fungi; Glomeromycota; Glomeromycetes; Archaeosporales; Ambisporaceae. The record is from the annotation of a GenBank genome assembly.
AUUCUGACCAAAAUUGCGAUGAAACCAGCAUCGCCAUUUUAGAAAAUAAAAAGGUCCUCAGCAAUAUUACCGUUUCCCAAAUAUUGGAACAACAAAAAUACGGCGGAGUAAUGCCAAGUUUGGCGGCUAAAUUACAUUUAAAAAAUAUCCAAAAAGUCCUUUCUAAUGCUUUAUCAGAAGCCAAAAUCCCUCCCAAAAAAAUUGAUUAUAUUGCUUACACCGAAAAACCCGGACUAAUCAUCUGCUUACAAAUUGGCAAAAUAGUUGCCGAAACGCUCUCUUUAUACCUCAACAAACCACUUAUUCCCUGCAACCAUUUGGAAGUUUUGACUCUAAUUAUCAGUGGUGGUCAUACUCAAAUUUACCAACUAAAUAAUCAUUUGGAAUUUAUUCUACUUGGAGAAACUCUUGACGAUGCGAUUGGUGAAUGCUUGGACAAAUCGGCUAUUCUACUAGGUUAUAAUUAUCCGGGUGGCCCAAUUAUUGAAAAACUUGCUUUGAAAGGAGAAAAUAAUUAUAAAUUACCUUUUCCCAAAAAUGAUGAGAGUCUUGAUUUCAGUUUUAGCGGCUUAAAAAGUGAAAUUAGUCG